AUGGUGGAGAUGCUUGGCCCUCUUCCUGCUCGCCCACCCACACCUCCAAGGCCUGGUUCACGCAUUGAUCAGGACGAAACCGAUACCCCCUCCCAAAACAUCACAGAAACACCACAAACCGCCAAUUCCUCGAGAGCUCCCCCGUCAAGCCGCGCCUCUAAACGAGUGACCUGGUCACCAUGGCUUCAUACCACAAUUGACCUUCCGUCGGGCCCUUUGACAAACCUUAGACCUAAGGAUAGCCCGUUCAAGCUAAAAGAGCCUAAGCCUCGAGACAGUCCAUACAAGUCUAUUUUGAAGGAAUCGAAUUCGCCAAUACCCGUAUGGUCGCCGAAAUUUGAUCCUUUCACCUCUGAUUCUUUCGCCAUGCUCCUUGAAUCCGUCAUUCAACAAUUGGCGGGAGAGUCUAUCACCUCUCGCCUUGAUGCAUACAUGCAGUUUUUCAAUGCGCUCCGUACAUAUGAUUCGCUACCAACUGCGAAGGAUAUUACUGAGAAACUGAGCCUGAUCACCGAUUUUAUACAACGUGAUGUGAACCGCGAUUUGAGUAGUGGGGCGCCAUUAGAUAUCAAUCUUGCCAACCAAGCUCUGAAGCUAUCGGCUGCCUUGGUAUGGCAUUCAGGUGUAUCGCCCAUGUUGCCGGAAGAGUUCAAAGUUUUCCUUGUGGAGCACUCCACCACUUGCCUGCAAGACGCCAAAGUACCAAAGUCUGUUUUGACACACUACAUGUCCAUUCUUUCCGCGCAGAAUUUCGGUCCUCGGGUAAUGACCAAUGCCCGUGUCAUACGUUUACUCACAGCACUGGAAGAAAUCAGCAAUCAUGUUAGUGGUAAAGCGAUCGCUUUGCACCGUUUGACCAUCUACCAGCGCCUCCUCAGUCAAUCCAAAUCCACAUUCGUCUCUCGCUCUUCACUGUGGGCAGAGAAUUUAGUAUUCGGGCUCCUUCAUCCUAUGAAAGACAACAGAUCAAAAGCAAUUUCCCUUGGCUUCCAGGUAGCUUCCGCCGCUGGUCCAAAUCAAUCGCUCUCCAAGAAUCUUCGAGAGCUUUUUGAUCGACCACUGGAAAAAGACCGAAAGCUUGUGAACGAGGUUCGUGAGCGUAUGUCGCGAAUGAUGGCCUCUACAGAAACUGGUAUUCAUGUCCCUCAGAUCUGGAGUAUUAUUGUUCUACUUAUGAGAAGCAAGGGUUCGAAUUUGGAACAGUGGGAGCACUUCAAGGAAUGGGUUCUUGUUCUCCAAAAAUGCUUCAAUUGCAGUGAGCCUUCCAUCAAAGCUCAGGCUAUCUUGGGAUGGAAUCGAUUCGUUUUCGCCGUUAGUCCAAACGAAAAAACGAGUCCGUCUUUGGUCAAGAUGCUAGGAAAGCCAAUUUUCUCCCAAUUGGAACGGAGAAAAUCUGAUAAAUCAGGACCGGCAUCUACUCAACUUGCCUUGAGUAGCUACUACAACUUACUCUAUUACGCCUUCCGCCCCUCGCUUCUCCCCAACCAUCUCGACAUCAUUUGGGAGGAAUACAUCGCUGUUCCGUCUGCGUCCAUCUUUUCAUCCAUUUCAUCCCUGAGUGACAGUGAAGCGGGUGUGUUAGCAGCCCUCCUUUGGAGUCCACAGGCCAAAAUAUGGACAGAGAAUCGCAUCAACGACCCAAACAAGAUCGAAGCCGAAGAACUUCCCUCGAUUGAUUCAAAAUGGGUCCGUUCAAGAGUCUCAGCGAUUUUGAAAGUUUUUGAGUCUCUGCUCAAGGCGUCCGUCUGGGAUGUGAAUGAGAUUGAGAAAUCAAACAUUGCUCGUGCUUGGAGCAAUCUUUCAAAUGCGCUGUCUUUGGCCUCUAGUAAGGAAAUAACCCCUUCCACGGAAUCCAUGCAAGCUGUUGCCAGUGUUCUUGGACUGUUCAAUCGCCUCUGGCAUGCCGGCCCUACUUCAUUGAAUGCCUCGGGGGAUGGAGAGGUAGAUGCUUUCUUCGAACGGUUCCGAUUCCUAUCAACAACGAUGAUCUCCUCCCUUGGAAGCAUUCCAUUCACAGAAAGACUCCUAUUGAAGAAUUCGGACGGUACUUUUCAAUUUUCCAACACCCCCACCCACCGCCAUCCUACUUCUGGCACAAAUCUCAACACCCCUUUUCUCUAUCUUCUCCGAACAAUUAGUGCCAGUCCGGUGUCAUCAACGCCGACCUUGGCUUAUGUCCGUCUGGUUGAAGGAAUAAUUCAAGCUUCGUGCAAAGGAAGAAUAUCUCGCGGAUCUCGCCUCGAACUCCUACAGCAGUGCGCUGAUUUGAGCAUUGCGGACUCGACAUAUGUUUCCCGUCCGUCCCCACUAUCUGAGGUGGUCUGGAAAGCUAGUGCUCGAGCUGCUGCUGAUGCCCUACAAUCAUUCCCAGUGGAGUCUGCUCGGGAGCGUGAUGGCUCUGUCUCCCGCGACUAUGACAACGUCAAUAAAAUCCUUGCCUCUGGGCUAAAACCUCACAAUGUGUUCCAGGAAUGGUCACACUUGCUUGGGUCUUUUAUGCGAGUCGCCAGAACCGAGAAAGGAGAUCAAGGUCUGCCUGCUCUUAUCAUAGAGCCCUUGGCCGUAUGCCUGAUGAAUCUUUCAGUUCAUGACACUUAUCUGCCUUCGGCAUCUCUGCUGAGUCAGUCUUUGUCGGUCCCUUUCCUCCAGGGUAACAGCGUAGGAAACGGUCACACCGUCGCCCAGCAGCCGAGCCCCCCGCCGUUCCCCUACAAACUCGCGGAAUCAAUCGGGAGAACAUUGAGCCUGGCAUAUGAUGGCUUCAGUGUCUCAGAAUCCCAUGGUCUCGCAGGGUUCAUCGAGUCAUUGACGUCUUUUCUGGGCUCUGGUGCACCUCACUUUCGCUCACAGCUCCUUGAAACCUUACAAUCUUCCCUGAAGCCUUGGAUUAAAGAUGGUGCAUCCAAAUUUGAUUUCAAGCAUGGUGUGGAUAGUCGUAUUUUAACUGCUUGUCGAGCUCUUACACUUGCUGUUCUGAAUGUCCUGCAGACAUGCGUCCGUGACGAACGACCUUCGCUUCAAACGUUCGACGUGAUUAUUUGCGCUGGCUUAGAGUCUCAACACGCGUCACGAGCCAAGAAAUUCGUUGAUUUCUGGUACUCGACGACCUCUGUAGCAGAUGAAGCCUCUUCAAAAACUUCCAUUGGAGCUUCUGUUGCAACAGCCUUGGAUAACUUCAAAGCAACAGCGCAGUCCAAGGACAAUAAUAAGAACACAAUUGUCCCAUCUUCGGCUGCACAGAGGUUAACUUCUUUACAUCACGACCCUCAGGCAUACCUCUAUCCCAAUUCAUCGCCUGUGAUUGGAGUGAAUGAGCAACUGUCCCGCGAGACGUCCGAGUCAACAGAGCCACAAUUGCCCAUAACUUCUCAGUCCCACUUGAACGAGGAUUCCACAAUCCUAUCUUAUCCGGGAAAUCGACGGGAUGUCUUCCGAAUGAUCGAAGCCAUUCGAUCCUCCUCUCCUGCAAAUACUCCUGGUGGUUUGGGCUUCGACACGCCGGUGCACUUGCGUAGACAGCACGGCUCGCAAUCGGCGUUUGGAUUUCCACUGACCCCAACUCUCGCCCCGACAGAGAAUGAAGAUGGCUUUAUUGGGUCAUCCCCUACUCCCGCCACUCGGGAUCCAACUCCUGCACUUCACUCUGACGCGCCAGUCUUGCGAGCGCAAGAUAUUGCAAUGACUGAUGCAUCUGAUCUUCCAUCAUCACCACCGGAAAUCACUUCUCGCAGUCCAAGUCCCAGAAAACAAGCGAGAAACGCACGCCGGAGGUCUUUGGCAAGAGCAAAGAAAGCGAAGGCUCGCGAAGCUGCUGCUGCUGUUUCUGCGGAACAAAGCGCAGUCAGCAGCCCUGCUAUUUCUAUUGUGGAAGUUACCCAAGAUAAUACCGACGUUCCUGAACAGCCUAAAGAAAACACUUCCGUCUCUCAGGUUGAUGAAAGACCACCAAGCCGGCGCACUCGGUCUGCCUUGAGCCAGAGCACGAAUAAUGACCAAAAUUGGACACCAACCCCUGCAUUUGGAACACCUGCUAAACCAAUCGAGUCAACGACUGGUCAGAGCUCCAAGCCGAAAUCAGCAUCUCGACAGAAAUCACGAAAAGCUGUUACAAAGACAGUAGAUGAUGAGGACAGCCAACAAAAACAAUCUGAAGAGCUGCUUGAUACUCUACCCACCCCGGUGGUGACCGAUCAUAUCGAUUCUGGCGAUGACUUGGACGUCCAAAUCGCUUCCCAGCUUUCACAAGACUUGGGGUUGGCUGUCGAUCAAGGUAGCCACCAUGAAGAACGAUUAGCAUCUGCUGCCUCGCAAAGCUGUAAGAAGAGAAAGCGUAGCGAGGACAAUGGCACCCCGAGGGUCGCAAAUGAAAGGCGCCGGUCAACCAGACUAUCCACAGCCAAAGACACGGUUCCCAUAGACCUGGAUGACCCCGAUGCGACGCAAUCACAGGAGGGUGACAUUGAAUCGACUGAUCGGCCCUCCUUCCCGGCUAAACCAUCUGUACCUACGCCACGCCGAUCAACCCGCAGCUCUCAACGCCAGGAUGAAUUUAUCACAUCAGAAUCACUCUCCCCGAUUGCGGUUCGCGGGGCUCCACAUGAGCAUGCUGAUGAUAUCGAAACCUCUCAGCCCCCACCGAAGCGAACUCGCAAGUCUGCUCGUGGCGAGGAUAAGUCGAGUGCUGGUGUAGUGAGCCCAGCCCAGUCUCAGUCCUCUUACAGUACCCGCUCUGGCAGAACACGUUCAUCGCAAAAUAAAAAUCAAAAAGCCCAACCACUACUCGAAACGACGGUAUCCACAACAUUAUCGAACCAACCUAAGAUUUCAGGUCUUGAAGCACUUCCCCAGGCCAUCAAUCUCCCUCUGGAAACCGGUGUCAAUCUUGAUGGUCCCCUCGUUUCCACAGAGGAAGCAACUCUUUCCCAGGAGAACAAAUCCGGUCUAUUGCCAGUGUCUAUGUCUCAGGACACUGAUACUAACAUGGAUGUGGAUGCAGUGAUACUUUCUGACGACAUUCCAGCCCACACGCCUGUGUAUGUCACGCCCUUUGUCACGACAGGCAUCCAACCCGAAUCCAUCCCCACUCCUGAACCCGACACAAGCGAGGCAGGAAUCACGGAAUCGCUCAAAAGACUCCUGGAAAAUAUGAAACAGGCUAACUUGAGCGUAAAUGCUCUUCGUGAGGUUGAUGACCUCCUUUUCAACAUCCGUGUCGAGGCCCAUGACGCAUCACGGCGACACAAUCAUACCGCAUAG
Molecule: messenger RNA, 5256 nt
Organism: Penicillium pulvis
Lineage: Eukaryota; Fungi; Ascomycota; Eurotiomycetes; Eurotiales; Aspergillaceae
Exons: 3
Coding region: 1-5256 (1751 amino acids)
Biological process (GO): telomere maintenance
Cellular component (GO): nucleus
Source: RefSeq, a predicted model, not a curated record